Molecule: messenger RNA, 1092 nt
Organism: Coccomyxa subellipsoidea C-169
Lineage: Eukaryota; Viridiplantae; Chlorophyta; Trebouxiophyceae; Coccomyxaceae
Product: pseudouridine synthase
Exons: 6
Coding region: 1-1092 (363 amino acids)
Biological process (GO): pseudouridine synthesis
Molecular function (GO): pseudouridine synthase activity; RNA binding
Source: RefSeq, a predicted model, not a curated record
AUGGUUGUCCAAGAAUCUCAGGAGAACUCACAAACCCGCGGCAGCGGGUGGCAGAAGCCACCACAAUUUGAGAGGCAGCGUGAGGGUGAUGAUGUCAUCAUCAUCCGCCAGCCGGCUCCAAGGGAGGGGACGCUGCUAGAAAUUGCCGCUGAAGUCUCUGACCUGACCCUGGAUGUUGUCUCCGGGCUGAUAGACCUGGGUGCUGUCUACUAUGGUGAAACAGAAGCGCCCGGUCAAGCACCCAAAUGGCGCCGGGCCAACAGACUGGCAGAAGCAGCACCACACCACCCCAUAAAGCAGGGACAGUGGGUCAGGGUGCACCCCAAUCCCAAGCGCUAUCCAGCGGCACAGACCACAGACUGGGCUGCCAGAGUAAUUCAUCUGGAUGCUGACUUCUGCGUGGUGAACAAGCCUGCGCGCAUCCCUGUGCAGUCCCAUGAGAGCAACUCUGUGGAAACGGUCCCUCGCUGCCUGGUAAAGGCUCUGGGCCUUGAGCACUUAUGGAUGCUGCAUCGCUUGGACUACUGCACAACAGGCGUGCUGCUGCUUGGGCGCAACGAGCAGUCCAGCAGGCGCUUCAUGCAGGACAUGGAAGCCCACAAAGUGCAGAAGCAGUACAAGGUACUCACCCCUGUUCCUGUGGAAGCUGGAUUGGAGGUGGUCCAUUACAUGUACCCAGGCCCCUUUGGGUCCAGCCUGGAGGUGAUGGCUGGCAAGGGGCUGCGGGCAAGGGGACCUCGGCUUCUCAGCCAGCAGCCCAUUUCCACAGGCAAGGAGUGGAAAAAAUGCGUCCUCAAAAUUGUGGACACCAAGCUUCCACUGCAAGUCUAUGAGAGCACAGUGAACCUGUCAUUCGGGGGCAGGACACACCAGAUCAGAGCCCAGCUUGCCGCUAUUGGGGCGCCAGUGAUAGGGGACGUGAUGUACGGAGCGAUUGCCGGUGCGACAGUGUCAGACUCAGCCAUUGCAGACAACGAUCUGAUAAGGCGUAUAGAUGAUUGCUCUCAGAUUGACGGGCCGAUCGGCCUGCAUGCUUACAGCAUGACAUGGGAGGACAGAACUUACAAAGCUGUGGCCCCUUGGGAAGAAUGA